CACUCAGAGACAAGACAGACUGGCUGUGUUCAGGUUCAGUGUCCAAAGAAAGAGUCCUUUAAUUUUAAACAGACGAUACACUGAAGAGAACUAGAAGUCUCCGAAACUGAUGAAUAUAAAGAUAUGUAUUUUUAAAAGUGAAGCUAUAACUAGAAUGGCCUCUGCUUAAAUUCAGGUGAUAAAAAUUAUGCGCUUCAUACUCAGGAAUCAUGAGGAUACCAAAAUUAGCCAGUGUUUUUCUACUUGUGAUAAGUCUUGUUGUUUAUUUGUCAUAUGUCAAGAAGCACAUUGACAGUACGACUCCUUCAGACUCUAAAAACCCAGUUCAAUCUAGAAAUGGAAAGGAUGAGCUGUGCCAUUCAGAGAAAAGUCAUUUCCUAUAUGGGAUCAUGUUUGAUGCUGGAAGCACUGGAACAAGGGUGCAUGUCUUCAAGUUUGAGAAAACACCAAAUGAGGCUCCUAAAUUGGCACAUGAAACAUUUAAAGCUAUAAAACCGGGACUGUCACCCUACGCUGAUGAUCCUGAAAAGUGCACUGCUGGGAUCCAAGAGCUUUUGAAUGUUGCUAAAGAGAAUGUUCCUUGUGACCUUUGGAAGAGCACUCCCCUUGUGCUGAAGGCAACAGCUGGACUGCGUCUGUUACCUGGUGAAAAGGCUAAGCAGCUGCUGGAUAAGGUGAAAGAUAUAUUCCAGGCAUCACCCUUUCUCUCCAGAGAAGACUGUGUCAGUAUAAUGGAUGGCUCAGAUGAAGGCAUUUCAGCAUGGAUCACAGUCAAUGUUUUAAUAGGCAGCCUGCAUGGUCAGGAGCAAAACACUGUAGGAAUACUGGAUUUGGGAGGGGGCUCAACACAGAUAACGUUCGCUCCGCGACACGAGAAAACAAUUCAAACCUCACCAGUAGACUUCAUCACAUCGUUUCAAAUGUUCAAUAACACCUUCUCACUCUAUUCACACAGCUACCUGGGACUUGGUUUAAUGUCAGCAAGACUUGCCAUUUUGGGGGGGUUAGAGGGGGUGCCAUUGGAGAAAGGAAACACAUUGGUGAGCCCAUGCUUAGCCCCGGACUAUGAAGAACAGUGGGAGCAUGCUGAAGUAGUUUAUAUAAUCAAAGGGCAGAAGGCAGGAGAGCCCCUCUAUGAGUCCUGCUACAGCAAAGUGGAGAAAAUUCUCUAUAGAAAAGUUAAAAAGGCAGAAGAGGUGAAAUAUAUGGAUUUUUACGCUUUUUCAUAUUAUUACGACAGGGCUGUGGAUAUUGGUAUAAUUGAUGAAAAGACAGGCGGCAAUAUAAAAGUUGAAGAUUAUGAAGCAGCAGCCAAAAAAGUGUGCAAAAGUAUGGAAACUGAUCAAGGGGAGAACCCAUUCCUUUGUCUUGAUCUAACAUACAUCGCAGCCUUGCUACAAGAACUGGGUUUUCCAAAGGACAAAGUCUUUAAGCUUGCAAGGAAGAUAGACAAUGUAGAAACCAGCUGGGCACUGGGAGCCACCUUCCGUUACAUUGAAUCCCUUCACAAACACUGAUGAAGGACUAGUUUGUGCAGUAAUGUAGAACUGUCUUGUUAAGAACCGUUUUUACAUUUAUGAAACAUUGUUUAUAUGACUAUUUUUCACAUUUGCAGGUUGCUUUAUUGUUUAUAUAUAUAUAUAUAUAUAUAGAUAGAUAGAUAGAUAGAUAGAUAGAUAGAUAGAUAUAGAUAGAUAGACAGACACACACACAGGGUUAGAAAAUAACAGUGGUACUCCUACCUUUUGAAACUUGCUAGUCCUGAUGUGCCUAUGUUGGAAUCGACAAUAGCUGGGGUUCCUAAAAAUAGGCUUAAACAUUGUUAUAAUUUUUUUUUUUUAAUUUAUUUAUUUUUUAAGAAAAGGCGCCUUGGUAAACACUCCUACAGAUCGAUUAAUCAUCUGUUUGCACCUCGUUACUGAGCGAGUACUGUACUGUGUGCUGAGAAACUGACAGCACCAGACGUGAUGAAUUUGAAGAAGGUUAUCACAUAAUUUUGUGAACUGGCAAUAGCUACUACCAUAUUUUAUUUUAGUAAUACAUUUAUUUCUACCAGUUAUUUGUACCAAUUAUAUGAAGUAUAUUCUGCCAAAACAGCUAUAAUGUAUUCAGUUGUAAUGUGAAUUUUGUAUAAUUAUUAUAUACUUAAAAGCACAAACAUUAUUGCAUAAUAAAUAGAAGACCUUGAUCCAUUAAUUCUGAUGAUGUGUUGCAAAAGCAAAUGUAGAGAAAAAAAUGUAAUGUGUUCCAUAGGUUAUGGAAUUGCAAUACUUGUGUUGGUUUUGUAUGUUCUAUUACCAACAGCUGCAGAAAACUUUCUCAAACAGCAAGCUCAGGGAUACGGCUGGUUUAUGACCUAACGUCAUUUUUUACAGUUACUGUAAAAAUCGUUUGUAUAGGUCGCACUGGUGUAAAAGUUGCUCCCCUCUUUGAGACUUCAAGUUUAGGGAAAAAAACAAUGUGUUAAAAUAGCUUUUUUUAAAUAGCUUUUCCCUACAUGCUCAACACCGAUAAAUAAAGAAAGA
Molecule: messenger RNA, 2525 nt
Organism: Polyodon spathula (Mississippi paddlefish)
Lineage: Eukaryota; Metazoa; Chordata; Actinopteri; Acipenseriformes; Polyodontidae
Product: ectonucleoside triphosphate diphosphohydrolase 6-like
Exons: 14
Coding region: 210-1517 (435 amino acids)
Biological process (GO): nucleoside diphosphate catabolic process
Cellular component (GO): membrane; Golgi apparatus
Molecular function (GO): GDP phosphatase activity; UDP phosphatase activity
Source: RefSeq, a predicted model, not a curated record